Salvelinus namaycush (lake trout) is the source of this 863-nucleotide messenger RNA. RefSeq lists its product as uncharacterized. NCBI's taxonomy places the organism in Eukaryota, Metazoa, Chordata, Actinopteri, Salmoniformes, Salmonidae. Bases 81 to 863 code for a protein of 260 amino acids. The record is from RefSeq and is a predicted model, not a curated record. The transcript has 4 exons.
UUGUUGUCAAACGGUCUGUGGUUGUUGUCCUUAACAUUUUAACGUUAGCGGUUGAUAGCUAAUUUACUACCAAAAUCAAGAUGUGGCAGCCUGAUCCUUUCCAUAAUGAGUUGGUCUUUGUUAUGGAUGAAUUAAUGACGUCGUUGGAGGAUGAAAUUGACAAAUGUAUGGCGGUCUUAGUCUUUUCCACACAAGACAGGACAGACAUUGAUGCAGGGGAGACGGGGGAAUUUGAAAGAGAAUCCAAGUUGGAGGUUAAAGUCCAGUUGACAUGUGUGAUGAAACAGUUCGUGAAACAGACUCUCACCAAAAUCAACCAGUUGAUCUCCAAAGGCACUGAAGCACUGCGUUCAGAGAUUUGCCAGAGUCAAAGUGAGAUGAAAUCUCUGAAAAUGAAGUUAUUGGAGAUGGCUGAUGGUAAGGAAGCACCUGAAAAUACAGUGGAAAGAACCCCACAGACAGAGGAAGAGGAGGAAUGGACGGAAGCACCUUUAUCACCAGAGUUUGCAGAGGAUUUUGAGGUUGACGUGCCAACUCCCAGUGGUGAGGCUGACAACACUACAAAUGUCAAGAAGGAGGCCACGAUCAGAGCUAAAACCAUAGCGAUGGAACAGUCAUUUAUAUCUCUAGCUAAAAUACCUUCCUCCUCACUCAUUGAGUCUAUCAAACAGGUGGCUAUUACAGACAAACAGGCAGCAAGCAGGCCUACAGACAAACAGGCAGCAAGCAGGCCUACAGACAAACAGGCAGCAAGCAGGCCUACAGACACACAGGCAGCAAGCAGGCCUACAGACACACAGGCAACCCAGGAGGAAGAAGAGAAUAGAAGCGCAACCCACAGCGGCAGAAUCAGACGGAAGUGA